Molecule: messenger RNA, 1014 nt
Organism: Aspergillus melleus
Lineage: Eukaryota; Fungi; Ascomycota; Eurotiomycetes; Eurotiales; Aspergillaceae
Product: aromatic alcohol reductase
Exons: 2
Coding region: 1-1014 (337 amino acids)
Molecular function (GO): oxidoreductase activity
Source: RefSeq, a predicted model, not a curated record
AUGCCGAGAUACGCCAAAGAUCAGCCCACCGGCUUCAGCAACGCCAUCGAGCGAGUCGCUAUUGUCGGAGCCGGAGGCACAGUUGGAUCGCACAUCACCGCAGCCCUCCUCAAGACCGGGAAACACACAGUCACGGCCCUUUCCCGCAAAGACAGUCCCAACAAACUCCCCGCGGGCGUCCUAGUCGCCCCAGUCAACUACGACGACCAGGCUUCUAUUGUCGCCGCCCUCAAGGACCAGCAGUUCCUGAUCAUAACCAUGUCACCUAUCGCGCCCCGCGACGCCCACAGCAAGCUCGUCCAGGCCGCCGCUAAAGCCGGUGUUCCCUACGUGAUGCCGAACGGGUACGGCGGUGACAUUGACAACGUCAAACUCGGCGAGGAGACACUACUGGGCCCGGUCGCCAUCGCCAAUCGAGCCGAGAUCGAGAAACUCGGCAUGCAGUGGAUCACCGUGUGUUGUGGCUUCUGGUACGACUACAGCUUGGCGGGCGGCGAGGCACGAUUCGGGUUCGACUUUGACAAACGCUCCCUGACCAUCUACGACGACGGAAACACCAAAAACACCACAUCCACGUUAUCGCAGGUCGGACGGGCCGUGGCCAAGGUACUGAGCCUCAAUGAGCUUCCAGAAGACGAGAAUGACCAGAGCCUUACGCUGUCGACGUUCCUCAACAAAGGCGUGUACAUCAAGAGCUUUGUCGUCAGCCAGAACGAGAUGUUUGAGAGCGUCAAGCGUGUUACCGGAACCACUGACGCGGACUGGAGAGUCACGCACGAGGCCACGAAGAAGCGAUACGAGGAAGGACUGGCGCAGGUUAAAGGUGGGAACAUGGCUGGUUUUGGUAAAUUGCUCUACGCAAGAGCGUUUUACCCGGAUGAUGCGAGCAACUUUUCGGCCAAGGCGCAGAAUGAAAUACUUGGGUUGCCGGAGGAGACUUUGGAUGAAGCUACAAAGGUCGGGAUCGAUAUGGUGAAGGAGCUACAGAGCCGUGCUGAGCGUAUGGCUUCCUGA